CUUCUACUUCUAGUACAGCCAAAUUAUUUUAGCUCUUAGCUCCAAGCUUCUCAUUGGAAAUAGGUACCUCUCAUUGAAAUAUUUACCUAAGCUGUCAAUGUACAUAUACCACUUAUACCCAGCUGCAAAUUCGCAAUAUCCCGUCUUCCAUUCGCCCCUCCAAUAUUCAAAUGCCCCGCACUCUUCUCACGCGACUAUCAAGUCCACUGACGCAUCUGAGAACCUUGGCAUCGUCUUCAUAUAUAAGACAAAUAAGACAUAUAAGACCGGCUGUUCCCUCCUCGCUUACUUUCAACUAUCCUGUAACAAGAACAUACCUGACCUCCGCCCUUCGAGCUCACCAAUCCCGCAAGAUGGCGCCCCAAAUCGACGGCUUCUUUUCUCAGGUCGACUCCCUGUCGUCCCACUUCAUCGAGCGUCUCAGCAAAGCCGUCGCUAUCCCUUCUGUCUCCUCGGAGGCUGCCCGCCGGCCUGAUGUCGUCCGCAUGGCACACUUCCUAGCCGACGAGCUCAAGACGCUAGGUGCCAGUGUCGAACUCCGGCCCCUCGGAAAGCAGCCCGACAACCCGGCGCUCGACCUUCCCCCCGUAAUCCUCGCUCGGUACGGGAGCGAUAAGAACAAGCGCACUAUCCUCGUCUAUGGACAUUACGAUGUGCAGCCAGCUGAGAAGAGUGACGGUUGGGCCACCGAGCCCUUCACUCUUAGCGUCGGCGAGGACGGCCGCAUGUUCGGACGUGGUAGCACGGACGACAAGGGCCCGGUCCUGGGCUGGCUGAACGCCAUCGAAGCACACCAGAAGGCCGGCGUAGAUUUCCCCGUUAACCUACUUAUGUGCUUCGAGGGCAUGGAGGAGUACGGAUCUGAGGGUCUAGAGGAGCUUAUCCAGAAGGAGGGCAAGGGCUACUUCGCCGAUGCCGACGCUGUCUGCAUCAGCGAUAACUACUGGCUGGGUACCGAGAAGCCGUGCUUAACGUACGGUCUACGGGGUUGCAACUACUACGGCAUAGAGAUCUCGGGUCCCGGUGCGGACCUACACAGCGGAGUGUUCGGCGGCACUGCACAAGAGCCUAUGACAGACCUGGUGCGCGUACUGGCUAGCCUAGUGGACACGCACGGCAAGAUCCUGAUCCCGGGUAUUAUGGACCAGGUAGCUCCCGUCACGAAGGAAGAGGAAACGCUGUACGAUGGUAUCUCGUUCACGAUGGAAACGUUACAAGAGUCUCUAGGUUCCAAGACGACUAUCUUCGAGGACACCAAGUCGACCCUGAUGGCGCGGUGGCGAUACCCAUCGCUUUCGAUUCACGGCGUUGAGGGCGCAUUCUCGGCUCCGGGAGCCAAGACGGUGAUCCCCGCCAAGGUUAUCGGCAAGUUCUCCAUCCGUAUCGUGCCCAACAUGGAGAUCGAGAAGGUGAACGAGUUAGUAGACAAGCACGUCAAGGAUACAUUCGCAAAGCUCGGCAGCAAGAACAGCCUCAAGGUGUACCCCAUCCACACGGGUAACUGGUGGGCGGCCAGCCCCAACCACUGGAACUUCCGCGCCGCUAGCAAGGCCGUCGAAAGAGUGUGGGGUGUGCAACCGGAUUUCACGCGCGAGGGUGGCAGUAUCCCUAUUACCCUAACAUUUGAGCAAUCCACGGGCAAGAACGUGCUGCUACUACCUAUGGGCAGCUCCACGGAUGGCGCGCACUCGAUUAACGAGAAGCUGGACAAGAAGAACUACAUCGAGGGCAUCAAGCUGCUAGGUGCGUACCUGCACUACGUUGCGGAGGAGCCUCAGCAGUAAGUAUCGAGUUUUGGACCAGGUAAGGUUCCUAAGUGUAGAGUAGUAGCUACGACGUGACGCGUAAUAAGACGCGAUGAAUAAGAGAUGAUACCAUGAUGAAGAAAUACGAGACGGGAACAAUUAAAGUGAAGUGAAAUAGGGGGCAGAGUGUUGAAUGAAUCGUGAUUCUACAUGUGGGUGAGUAUCCUUCCCCUAGAUUACCUAUAUAUAAGUAAGUAAUAAAAUGAUGUAAAACUCAA
This is a messenger RNA of Daldinia vernicosa, 2023 nucleotides long. Its product is annotated as cytosolic non-specific dipeptidase. The transcript is spliced from 2 exons. Gene Ontology annotation, biological process: proteolysis. Gene Ontology annotation, molecular function: metallodipeptidase activity. NCBI's taxonomy places the organism in Eukaryota, Fungi, Ascomycota, Sordariomycetes, Xylariales, Hypoxylaceae. The record is from RefSeq and is a predicted model, not a curated record. Bases 171 to 1784 code for a protein of 537 amino acids.